Messenger RNA from Haemorhous mexicanus (house finch), 5740 nucleotides. RefSeq names its product ANTXR cell adhesion molecule 1 (gene ANTXR1). Gene Ontology annotation, cellular component: membrane. Lineage: Eukaryota; Metazoa; Chordata; Aves; Passeriformes; Fringillidae. The record is from RefSeq and is a predicted model, not a curated record. Gene Ontology annotation, molecular function: signaling receptor activity.
GUUGUGGCCACGAGAUGGCAUUCUCUGAGCUCCUCCCGCUAAGGAAAAGCAGAGCUUGCCAUUUUUAAUAAUAACAAUAAUAAUUAAAGGGGGGGGAAGCCACAAACCCUCCCUGGAUGUGCUGAAGGCCGUGACAAAGCGGGAUUUGUGAGGAGGCUGCUCCUGCUCCUGGCAAACAGCGGUGCUGCUUUCCCAGAGCUGCGAGGGAGACUGAGGGUCAAGUCCCUUUAAAAAAAAAAAAAAAAAGAAAUACAGUAUUGUGCAUCUUGAAAUCUGAAACCAAGAAACAGAAGUGCGAGGGAAACAAGGGGGAAAAUCUCGCAGUUCCUGCGGACAACUGUUGCAAGUGGAGUUUUAAGGAAUACAAUACACUCCAAACCUUCCGCAGGUCGUUGGAUGGCUUUUGUGGAGGAACCCGGGAAAUAAAGGAGCCUCAGAAGAAGAGAUUUCUUUUUCUCCUCCUCUCUGGAUAUAAUGGCCCUUGCAAAGCAAAGCAUCUGGAGAUUGGGCUUCCAGUGUGCCUUCCUCGCAGCUCUCACCCUCACCUGCGACGGGCACGGCGGGAGGAGAGAGAACGGAGGUCCUGCCUGCUACGGGGGCUUCGAUUUGUAUUUCAUCCUGGACAAGUCAGGCAGUGUCCUGCACCACUGGAACGAGAUCUAUCACUUCGUGGAGCACCUGGCCCGAAAGUUCAUCAGCCCUCAGCUGAGGAUGUCCUUCAUUGUGUUUUCAACCAGAGGGACAAUUCUAAUGAGGUUAACAGAAGACAGGGAGCAGAUCCGCCAGGGCCUGGAGGAGCUGCAGAAGGUGCUGCCAGGAGGGGACACGUACAUGCACGAAGGAUUUGAGAGGGCAAGUGAGCAGAUUUACCACGAGAAUGUUCACGGUUACAGGACUGCCAGUGUCAUCAUUGCAUUGACAGAUGGGGAGCUCCACGAGGAUCUGUUUUUCUACUCUGAGAGGGAGGCCAACCGCUCCAGGGACCUGGGGGCCACCGUGUACUGCGUGGGGGUGAAGGACUUCAACGAGACCCAGCUGGCCCGGAUUGCUGACAGCAGAGAUCACGUCUUCCCUGUCACCGAUGGCUUUGAGGCCCUGCAGGGCAUCAUCGACUCUAUUUUGAAGAAGUCCUGCAUAGAGAUCCUGGCAGCAGAGCCCUCCAGUAUCUGUGCAGGGGAGUCCUUCCAGGUGGUGGUCAGGGGGAACGGCUUCCGGCACGCCCGCAGCGUGGACAGGGUGCUCUGCAGCUUCAGGAUCAACGACACGCUCACCCUCAAUGAGAAGCCUUUUGUGGUGGAGGACACCUACCUGCUGUGCCCAGCACCUGUGCUCAGGGAAGUUGGCAUGGAAGCAGCUCUCCAGGUGAGCAUGAACGAUGGGCUGAGCUUCAUCUCCAGCUCUGUGAUCAUCUCCAGCACGCACUGUUCUGAUGGGACCAUCCUGGCCAUUGCCUUGCUGAUCCUCUUCCUGCUGCUGGCCUUGGCUCUGCUCUGGUGGUUCUGGCCCCUCUGCUGCACCGUGAUCAUCAAGGAGCCUCCCCCUCCUCCUGCAGAGGACAGCGAGGAGGAGGAUGAUGAUGGGCUGCCAAAGAAGAAGUGGCCAACAGUGGAUGCCUCUUACUACGGAGGGCGAGGAGUGGGCGGCAUCAAACGGAUGGAGGUGCGCUGGGGGGAGAAGGGCUCCACGGAGGAAGGUGCCAAGCUGGAGAAGGCCAAGAACGCCCGGGUGAAGAUGCCCGAGCAGGAGUACGAGUUCCCCGAGCCCAGGAGCCUGGGCAGCAGCUCCCGCCGGCCCUCGUCCCCCCGCAGGUGGUACUCCCCCAUCAAGGGCAAGCUGGACGCGCUCUGGGUGCUGCUGAGGAAGGGCUACGACCGCGUGUCCGUGAUGCGUCCCCAGCCCGGAGACAAGGGCCGCUGCAUCAACUUCACGCGGGUGAAGAACACGGAGACCCCCCCCAAGUACCCCCUGAACAACUCCUACCCCUCUGCCCCCCCCCCAGCGCCCAUCUACACCCCCCCGCCCCCCGCCCCCAUCUACACGCCCCCUCCCCCCAGCUCCCCCCACGCCCCCUCCCCCUCCUCCACGCUGCCCCCGCUGCCCCCCCCGCCCCAGGCCCCCCCCCCCCGCCGGGCGCCCCCCCCGUCCCGGCCCCCCCCCCGCCCCACGGCCUGAGGGGUCCAGGGGUCCCCCAGAGCUGUCCCGGGGCUCUGGCAGCAGCACUGUACCCCCAGCCCUGCCCUGGGGGACAGCAGCACCCCCGGCCUCUUCUGGAACCUUCUCCCCCCUGCGCCCCCCUCGAGCAGCAGCGCCACCGACUCUGGAGCCCCGGGAGAGCCCCGGGAGAGACCAGGGAGAGACCAGGGAGAGACCAGGGAGAGCCCCAGGUCCCCCCAGCUGGGCUGUGCCACCUCUGCGUCCCCUGUGCCACCACGGGCACCCUCUGCAGGGCAGGGCUGCACAGGGCUGUCAGCAGGGCAGAGCCCCAGCCACGCUCCUGGGCACACCUGGGCACACCUGGGCACACCUGGGCACACCUGGACACCUGGAGACCUGGUACAUCUGGGCAUGCCUGGCACACCUUGGUGCACCUGGACACACCUGGACACCCGGCUCACCUGGCACACCUGGACACCUGGGACGCCUGGAUGCCUGGUACACCUGGGCAUGCCUGCACACCUGGGUGCAUCUGGACAUACCUGGCCAUACCUGGCACUCCUGGGUGCACCUGGACACACCUGGAAACCCGGCACACCUGGGCACACCUGGACACCUGGCACACCUGGCAUACCCAGCCAUACCUGGACACCUGGCCAUACCUGGCACACCUGGGCUCAGCUCGACACCUGGGCUCACCUGGACACCUGGGCACACCUGGGCUCACCUGGCACACCUGGGCUCACCUGGACACCUGGGCUCAGCUGGCACACCUGGCACACCUGGGCACACCUGAGCUCACCUGGCACACCUGGGCUCACCUGGACACCCGGGCUCACCUGGCACACCUGGGCUCACCCGGGCUCACCUGGCACACCUGGGCUCACCUGGCACACCUGGCACACCUGGGCUCACCUGGCACACGUGGACACCUGGGUUUUGGGGGUUUGGGUGUUCUGUUUUCCCUUCCAGAGCAGGUAGCAGUGCCUCCCAGCCCUGGGCAGCCGCAGCAGCCUCAGCCCCUCCUGUCGCAGCCCAGCCCAGCUGGGAGCCAGGCUGCCAGGAAAUGCACUGGCUGCAUUUCUGCUGCCCCCUGCUCACCUGCAGAGCAUGCCCUGCCUCCUGCAGCCCAGGGCAGCCCCCCAGAGCCCCUCCAGCUGUCACCAAGCUCUCUGGAAGCCCCCAGGAGGGAAAUGCACCUGUGCAGCUGCAGUUCUGCCAGGAGCAGAGGGUUCCCACCUCCCUUCACACAGAAAGGCUUUGCUAAGCACUGCUGCUGGGAACACCAGUGCUGGCUUUCCCAGCAAAACACGGGGAAAGAGAGGAAAUCUCCAGCAGGAAAGGGAAUGGGGGGAGAGCCUCAGGGGACACCUGCCCUGGCCCCUCCGGGCAGGGAGAGCAGGGAAGGCCUGGCAGAGCUCCGGGUGCCAGGUGAGGGUCAGCCCUUGGUGAGACCAACCCGGGAGUCCUGAGGGGCUGGGGCUGCAGCAGCCAGGGCUGGGCUCCUCCCUUGGUCCCCUGGUCUGUCUGUGCUCCCCUGGUCACCCCUGGUCUGUCUGUGCUCCCCUGGUCACCCCUGGUCUGUCUGUCCUCCCCUGGUCACCCCUGGUCUGUCUGUGCUCCCCUGGUCACCCCUGGUCUGUCUGUCCUCCCUUGGACACCCCUGGUCUGUCUGUCCUCCCCUGGUCCCCUGGUCUGUCUGUGCUCCCCUGGUCACCCCUGGUCUGUCUGUCCUCCCCUGGUCACCCCUGGUCUGUCUGUCCUCCCUUGGUCCCCUGGUCUGUCUGUCCUCCCUUGGUCCCCUGGUCUGUCUGUGCUCCCUUGGACACCCCUGGUCUGUCUGUCCUCCCUUGGUCCCCUGGUCUGUCUGUCCUCCCCUGGUCCCUUGGUCUGUCUGUGCUCCCCUGGUCACCCCUGGUCUGUCUGUGCUCCCCUGGACACCCCUGGUCUGUCUGUCCUUCCUUGGACACCCUGGUCUGUCUGUCCUUCCUUGGACACCCCUGGUCUGUCUGUCCUCCCUUGGACACCCCUGGUCUGUCUGUGCUCCCCUGGUCUGUCUGUCCUUCCUUGGACACCCCUGGUCUGUCUGUCCUCCCUUGGACACCCCUGGUCUGUCUGUCCUCCCUUGGUCCCCUGGUCUGUCUGUGCUCCCUUGGUCACCCCUGGUCUGUCUGUCCUCCCUUGGUCACCCCUGGUCUGUCUGUCCUCCCUUGGACACCCCUGGUCUGUCUGUGCUCCCUUGGACACCCUGGUCUGUUCUGUGUGCAGGCAGCCCUGGCUCUGCUCCCCCCCUGGUCCCUCUGUUCUCUCUGCAGGUUCUGCUCCCCCUGGUCCCCUGUUCUGUUCUGUUCUGUUCUGUGUGCAGGCAGCACGGAGCAGCCCCUGAGCCCCUGUGCUGCUCCCCCACCCCCUUGUCCCAGCUCCUGCCCCCACAGGACACUGCCAGGGGCAGGGGAAGCUCAGACCCCCUCCAGCUGGGGUGGGAUCCCUCGUGGGUGGAGGGGAUCUGGGCAGGCAAAGAGCUCCUGGCUUUGGCUUGGCUUGGUUUGGUUUGGACUGCAUUGGUUUGGUUGGGUUUGGUUGGGUUUGGUCUGGUUUGGUUGGGUUUGGACUGGAUUGGUUUGGUUUGGUUUGGUUUGGUUUGGUUUGGAUUGGAUUGGUUUGGUUUGGUUGCUAUGGUUGCUAUGGUUGGGUUUGGUUGCUUUGGUCUGGUUUGGGUUGGUUUGGUUGGUAUGGUUAGGUCUGGUUUGGUUGGGUCUGGUUUGGUUGGGUUAGUUUUGGUUUUUUGGUUUGGAUUGGUUUGCUUUGGUGUGAUUUGGUCUGGUUUGGUUGGGUUGGGUUGGUCUGGUUUGGCCUGGUUUAGUUUGGGCUGGUCUGGUUUAGUUUGGGCUGGCCUGGUCUGGCCUGGUCUGGUCUGGCCUGGUCUGGUCUGGUUUGGCCUGGUCUGGUCUUGUCUGGUUUGGCCUGGUUUGGCCUGGUUUGGCCUGGUUUAGCCUGGUUUGACCUGGUUUGGCCUGGCCUGGUCUGGUUUUCUUGGUGUGGUUGGUUCCACCAGGGAAGGAGAAGACUGGGCUGGUGUAGCACAGGAUCCCUGUCCCCCACAGAUCCUCAGCAUUUCAGAAACGUUUGGGGAGGAAAUUGAUUUUCCACAAGACAGCAUCGAGACUUUUAUUUUUAUAGGUGUUGGUUAGCCAAUAAAUUGGUUAAUUAAUUGGUUAAUUAACCAAUGAACCUCCUGCUGGGGGGAAAUGUAAAAGCUGUGUAUUGUCCGUGAUGAUUUGCAGAUGUACAGAGAAAUCCUCAUUCUCCCCAAACUAAGGGGAAAACCCCAAACCCUGCAGAUUUAAGGAAGCAAAGUAAAGCCUAGAUCAGGCUAGGAAAAAUCAGAAUUUUCAAAUGCUCCCUUUGUAAUCAUCCAGUUGAAAAGAAUCUAAAACAAGCUCCAAAUUCCUGUUGUACAUAUUGUUGCUGCAUGCUUACCAUAUGUUAGAUGGAAGCAUUUCCUGUCCCUUGUGGAUAAAAGAACAUUUUUCAAGUUGUAGUAAAUUAUUAUAAAGCCAAUGACAUUUCAUGGCAUGUUAUCGUA